AUGACCUCUCGUAAAAUCGAGCAACCACUUGCACCGGGACUUCACUUUAUUGGCCCAAAGAAACAUCCCAAAUGGGUUGAACCACCCUAUAGAACUCGCCAAUUUGAAGGGGACCGACGGAGAUACAACCACUUGUUGCAUGGUAUAGACCCAGAUGUCCAUACCCUCCCCAAGGCCGAGAAACGAAAGAGAGAGGCUUUCGACGACGGAGACGAUGAAAGCACUCAAGGGGGUCAUGAUAGACCUCCCUUCAAGAAGAUCCACAAGACUCGGUCGUAUCACAUCAAGCGAAGGGCUGAUUGCUCAUCCCUUUCUCGAGGGAAGAAACACCACAGCUAUGAUAAAGAUUACCGGUUCUACCUUAAAGGUGGUGAUGUUUACUUCGUCAUCGAUAACACAAUAUUUUGCGUACACAAGAAGAAGCUCAUCACUUCUGGCGGUUAUCUGGCCGAUGUGCUAGAUACCAAUCUUCUUUUCCAUGAAGAGACGAUCCGGGAUCGCCCAGUUCUCCACCUUGACACCCUCGGCAUCACUGUCCGUCAAUUUCGUUUUUUCUUAUCGUUUAUAUAUGGCACCAUUAUUAUUCUCCGGACCCUUCCUAGUGGGAAACCGUUAUUGUAUUUUGAGGCUGCCCUUGAAGUCCUGGUAGCCAGCGUCAAGCUUGAUCAUCAAUCAGGUCGAGAAGCUGCACUCGAGGGCCUCGAAACUCUAUUCCCAAGCAAAGGCAAACCAGUCCCUUUCAAACCAACUAUUGCAGGCUGUCGAAGCAAUGAUGAAGAAAGGCUAUUUUACCGAACAUUCCCCCUCCAAGCGUUGCCUGUUCUCGAGGAAUGUUGCGUACCGGCCAUGCUGCCUAUGGCGUACUACCACGUUGCCCUUUUGCCACACGAAGAUAUAGUGAAUGGCGUUCAUACAAUCGACGGCAAGCUUCUCAAGCUCGGUGCAAAUUACAUCGACGUCAUCCUCAAGGCCCAGAAAACUCUUAAAUCCAUCCGUAACAAAGUCCUUUUCAAGUGGCUAUACGAUCUCGUCGAAGGUGAUAAGAAACUCGGUCCACGCAAAGCCACUUUGAAAUGCGCUAAUCAGAACAUGAGAGGCAAUAUUCCCUGCUUCCCAUUUCUUGUGCGUAUGCUAGAGUUGAGCAACGCAAAUGGGUAUACCCAAGGCACCAACUGUUUGGAAGGGUUCCACGACAAGGCAAAAGAAAUUAUCGGAGAGCAUCUCUGUUACAUCUGCCUGGAAUAUGUCCUGGAGCAAGCGAAUUUAUGUUUGGAGGAGAGUUGGGAACGCCUUCCCCGCUGCUUUGGGCUUCCGCCUUGGGAAAAGUUGCAAAAGUGGCAGCAAACAUUUGCAGAGGGUUUUGCUGGAAACUAUACCUAG
Molecule: messenger RNA, 1380 nt
Organism: Psilocybe cubensis
Lineage: Eukaryota; Fungi; Basidiomycota; Agaricomycetes; Agaricales; Agrocybaceae
Exons: 2
Coding region: 1-1380 (459 amino acids)
Molecular function (GO): protein binding
Source: RefSeq, a predicted model, not a curated record